This is a messenger RNA of Oncorhynchus masou masou (cherry salmon), 1137 nucleotides long. Its product is annotated as pepsin A-like. Gene Ontology annotation, biological process: proteolysis. Gene Ontology annotation, molecular function: aspartic-type endopeptidase activity. The record is from RefSeq and is a predicted model, not a curated record. The transcript has 9 exons. The coding region runs from base 1 to 1137 and encodes 378 amino acids. NCBI's taxonomy places the organism in Eukaryota, Metazoa, Chordata, Actinopteri, Salmoniformes, Salmonidae.
AUGAUGAAGUGGGCUAUCAUCCUGUGUGCCAUAGUGGCCCUCUCCGAGUGUCAUACCAGGAUUUCUCUGAUCAAGGGGAAGACUGCCAGAGAAACCCUGAUGGAGAAAGGUAUAUGGGAGGAGACUAGGCAGAAGUACCCCUACAACCCUAUGGCGAAGUUCAUCCAGACUGGUGCAAAUGAGGCAAUGACCAACGAUGCUGAUUUGUCCUACUAUGGAGUGAUUUCCAUUGGAACACCUCCUCAGUCCUUCAAGGUCAUAUUUGACACUGGCUCCUCCAACCUGUGGGUUCCCUCUGUCUACUGCUCCAGUCAGGCCUGCCAGAACCAUGACAAAUUCAAUCCUGGAUUGUCCAGCACCUUCAAGUUGGGUAGCAAGACUGUUUCCAUUCAGUAUGGAUCUGGCAGCAUGACUGGAAAGCUGGCAUACGACACUAUUUCGGUGGGAGGCAUCUCUGUCACCCAGCAGAUCUUUGGUGCCAGUGAGACCGAGUCUCCCUUCAUGUCCUACAUGGUUGCCGAUGGUAUCCUGGGCCUGGCUUUCCCCAACCUGGCGGCCUCUGGAGCCACACCCAUCUUUGACAGCAUGAUGACCCAGGGUCUCCUGUCCCAGUCCCUCUUCUCUGUCUACCUGAGCAGAAACUCCGCAGAGGGUAGCGUGGUGUCCUUUGGUGUCAUCGAGCCUUCCUACUACACUGGACAGAUCACCUGGAUCCCCCUGUCCGUUAUGACCUUCUGGCAGAUCACCAUGGACAGUGUUACCAUCAACGGCAACACCGUGGCUUGCAAUGGUGGUUGUCAGGCUAUCAUAGAUACUGGCACCUCCAUGAUCGUCGGUCCAACCGAUGACAUCAAAAACAUGAACUACUGGGCCGGAGCCACCAUCAACCAGUACGGAUAUACCACCGUGAACUGCAACAACAUCCCCAACAUGCCCGAGGUGACCUUCACCCUCAACGGAAACACCUUCACCAUCCCUGCCUCUGCCUAUACCAUCCAGGACUCCUACGGCUGCAGGACUGGUUUUUGUAACGGUGGAUAUCAGCAGCUUUGGAUUCUUGGAGAUGUCUUCAUCAGGCAGUACUAUACAAUCUUCGACAGGGACAACAACAGGGUUGGUCUGGCUCAUGCUGUGUAA